This is a messenger RNA of Penicillium paradoxum, 1629 nucleotides long. RefSeq names its product GMC family oxidoreductase. The transcript has 2 exons. NCBI's taxonomy places the organism in Eukaryota, Fungi, Ascomycota, Eurotiomycetes, Eurotiales, Aspergillaceae. The record is from RefSeq and is a predicted model, not a curated record. Bases 1 to 1629 code for a protein of 542 amino acids. Gene Ontology annotation, molecular function: flavin adenine dinucleotide binding; oxidoreductase activity, acting on CH-OH group of donors.
AUGGCCACCACUAACGAGCUCCCCGCUGUCGAUGUCAACAGCUACGACUAUAUCGUCGUUGGCGGUGGUACCGCCGGCUGUGUGAUUGCCGCACGCCUGGCCGAGUACCUCCCCAACAAGCGGACUCUGGUUAUCGAAGGAGGUCCCAGUGAUUUCAUGGACGAUCGCGUCCUGAACCUGAAGGAGUGGCUCAACUUGCUCGGCGGUGAGCUCGACUAUGACUAUGGCACCACCGAGCAGCCUAUGGGCAACAGCCAUAUCCGCCACUCCCGUGCAAAGGUCCUGGGUGGUUGCUCCAGCCACAACACUCUCAUCUCGUUCCGCCCCUUUGCGUACGAUUGCCAAAACUGGGUGGCCAAGGGCUGCAAGGGCUGGGACUUUGAGACCUUCACCCGCAUCAUUGACAAUCUGCGCAAUACUAUUCAGCCGGUGCACGCUCGCCACCGUAACCAGCUGUGUAAGGACUGGAUCCAGGCUUGCUCUAGUGCCAUGAACAUCCCUGUCAUUGAGAACUUCAACGAUGAAAUCCGUAGCACAGGUGAGCUGACCGAGGGUGUUGGAUUCUUCAACGUCUCCUACAACCCCGAUGAUGGCCGCCGUAGCAGUGCCAGUGUCGCCUACAUCCACCCCAUUCUCCGUGGCGAUGAGAAGCGUCCUAACCUGACUAUCCUCACCAACGCUUGGGUUAACAAGGUCAACGUUGAGGGAGAUUCCGUGACUGGUGUCGAUGUCACCCUGCAGUCUGGUGUCAAGCACACUCUGCGUGCCAAGAAGGAGACCGUUCUGUGCGCAGGAGCUGUCGACACUCCUCGUCUCAUGAUGCUUUCUGGUCUUGGUCCCCGUGAUCACCUGUCCGCUCUCGGGAUUCCCGUUGUGAAAGAUAUUCCCGGUGUCGGUGAGAACUUGCUGGAUCACCCCGAGAGUAUCAUCAUGUGGGAGCUCAACCACCCCGUGGAUCAUACCAUGACCACUAUGGACUCUGACGCCGGUAUUUUCCUCCGUCGCGAGUUGCCCAACGCCGCCGGCUUUGAUGGCAAGAUCGCCGAUGUGAUGAUGCACUGCUAUCAGAUCCCCUUCACCCUCAACACCACUCGUCUCGGCUACGACGAGCCACUGAACGCCUUCUGCAUGACCCCGAACAUCCCGCGCCCCCGCUCCCGGGGUCGUCUCUUCUUGACCUCUGCUGAUCCCUCCGUAAAGCCCUCUCUGGACUUCCGUUAUUUCACCGACCCCGAGGGCUACGACGCCGCCACCAUCGUUGCCGGCCUCAAGGCCGCCCGUGAGAUUGCCAAGCAGUCUCCCUUCAAGGAGUGGAUCAAGCGUGAAGUCGCCCCCGGCCCCAAGCUGCAGACCGACGAGGAGCUGUCUGAGUACGGCCGUCGCGUUGCCCACACUGUGUACCACCCCGCUGGUACCACCAAGAUGGGCGACGUUGCCAGCGACCCAAUGGCAGUUGUAGACCCUAAGCUGAAGAUCCGCGGCUUGAAGGGCGUCCGUAUUGCCGAUGCUGGUGUAUUCCCCGACAUGCCCAGCAUCAACCCCAUGUUGACUGUCCUGACCAUUGGUGAGCGUGCCGCCGAGCUGAUCGCUGGCGAGGCUGGUUGGUCUCGCAACCAACCCCGUCUCUAA